UACUAAUGGAUGAAGAUAGCUCCUAGUCACAGAUACUUUUACAGUAUUAUUUGCUUUACAUUUCAUGACACGACCAAGAAACAUCGACAUUUUAAUUUUUAUUGUGGUCGUGGCUUUAAAAUGAGCCACUCCUUUAAAAAGGUGUGGCAACACUAUAAAAUGGAGGGCAAGUCCAACAGCAUAGCCAGAGCUUUGAGCAGUUUGUGGGGAGGUAACGGCAGCUCAAAUUUAGAAUCAGGACAAACAGAUAGUAUAGGAUCUGGAUCUGCUUUUGGACUAAGUAAAAAGGAAAGGAUUGUUGGAUUCUUUUUAUGUUUAGGACUUGGGAUUUUAUGCUUUGCACUAGCACUGGCAUUGACACCAAUGAUUUUGUUAAAGUCUCGCAAGUUUGCAGCUCUUUUCACCAUGGGGAGUCUUUUUAGCUUGGGCAGUUUUUCAUUUUUAUGGGGUCCUUGGUCACACUUAAAGCAUCUCCUCUCAAGAGACAGACUACCAUUCACUGCUGUGUAUGUUGGAACUAUAAUAGCGACAUUAUACUUUGCACUGGGAGUUCACAGUACUAUAUUGACUUUAUUCUGUGCUGCAUUGCAAAUCUUAGCAUUAAUUUGGUUUCUUGUCAGUUAUAUUCCUGGUGGAACAACCGGACUCAGUUUUAUGCUUAAACUAUUUUCUGGAUUAUGCACAAGAACUGUAUCACAAGCAAUUGAUGCAUAAAGCCAUAAUAGU
Messenger RNA from Amphimedon queenslandica, 726 nucleotides. Its product is annotated as protein transport protein SFT2-like. NCBI's taxonomy places the organism in Eukaryota, Metazoa, Porifera, Demospongiae, Haplosclerida, Niphatidae. The transcript has 6 exons. Gene Ontology annotation, cellular component: membrane. Gene Ontology annotation, biological process: vesicle-mediated transport. The coding region runs from base 10 to 714 and encodes 234 amino acids. The record is from RefSeq and is a predicted model, not a curated record.